Molecule: messenger RNA, 1599 nt
Organism: Lolium rigidum
Lineage: Eukaryota; Viridiplantae; Streptophyta; Magnoliopsida; Poales; Poaceae
Product: type I inositol polyphosphate 5-phosphatase 5-like
Exons: 7
Coding region: 1-1599 (532 amino acids)
Biological process (GO): phosphatidylinositol dephosphorylation
Molecular function (GO): phosphatidylinositol-3,4,5-trisphosphate 5-phosphatase activity; phosphatidylinositol-4,5-bisphosphate 5-phosphatase activity; inositol-polyphosphate 5-phosphatase activity
Source: RefSeq, a predicted model, not a curated record
AUGAUCGAUGUCUCCUGCCCUUGGACGCCAGAUUACAUAAACCGCGACGACGAGAUAGAUUCACCGCAUCGAAGCGCCGCACGCGUACGGUUCAAGAGCGCGAGCCUGAAUUGCGUCGACUCGCCCAAAAAGCAGAACGACGAUACCUGCAAAUACAGGGUGUUCGUUGCUACGUGGAACGUGGGCGGGAAGACUCCGAACGAUGGCCUUAACCUGCAGGACUUUCUGCAGGUGGACGAGUCCUCCGACAUAUAUGUCUUGGGGUUCCAGGAGAUCGUUCCCCUGACAGCCGGUAAUGUGCUUGUCCUGGAGGACAACGAGCCGGCGGCGAGGUGGCUGGCCCUCAUCCACCAGGCGCUGAACAAUCCGCAAGAGCAGUUGGACAGCGACGAGCCGCCGCUCGCCGCGUCAUCGGACCCUAGCACGGCCGACGCGGGCCGGCAGAACCGUCGGCGCGACUCCAUGGCCACCAGGUCCUCGAGCGGCAACCUCUUCUUUCAGACGCCGUCGCUCAAGCUCCUCAGCAACAGCUACCGCGUCGACAGCGCGCUCGUCAAGACCUGCAACUGUUCCGCCGAGACCUCUACCCAACGCCGCCGCGCCGCCGAGGCGCGCGACUCCGUCUACCGUGCCGAGACGCCCUCUACCAGCACUCCCACCGGCGAGGCCUCUUCGUCGACAGCCGCCAGCGCCUGGGACGAAGACUCCGCCGGCACCGCCGCUGCCACGCCGGCCCAGGGCGAGCUGACGGACGACGGCGGCGGGAUGAGCUACUGCCUGAUCGCGAGCAAGCAGAUGGUGGGGCUAUUCCUGUCGGUGUGGGUUAAGAGGGAGCUGGUGGAGCACGUCGGCCACCUCCGGGUGGACUGCGUCGGCAGGGGCAUCAUGCGGUGGCUGGGCAACAAGGGGUGCAUCGCGAUGAGCAUGACGCUGCACCACACCAGCCUCUGCUUCGUGUGCAGCCACCUGGCCUCCGGCGAGAAGGAGGGUGACGAGGUCAGGCGGAACGCCGACGUCGCCGAGAUCCUCAAGAGUGCGCACUUUCCCCGUGCCUGCAAGCCCCCGUCCGCCGCGCACCGCGGCCUCCCCGAGCGAAUAAUCGACCACGACAAGAUGAUAUGGCUCGGCGACCUGAACUACCGAGUCUCACUCAGCUACGACGAGACGAGAACGUUGCUGGAGGACAACGACUGGGACGCUCUCCUGUUGAAAGAUCAGCUGAUGAUCGAGCGGGAGGCAGGAAGGGUGUUCGUGGGCUGGAAGGAGGGCAAGAUCUGCUUCGCGCCGACGUACAAGUACACGCACAACUCCGACGCGUACGCCGGCGAGACGGUCAAGUCCAAGAAGAAGCGGCGAACACCUGCAUGGUGCGACCGGAUACUGUGGCACGGCGACGGCGUCGAGCAGCUGCAGUACCUGCGGGGCGAGUCGAGGUUCUCCGACCACCGGCCGGUCUGCGGCGUGUUCGCCGUCGAGGUGGAUGCGGGCGUCGAGGGCGGCGGCAAGAUGAGGACCUGCCACUCGCUCGCCGCGCGGAUCGGCUGUGACAAGACGGCGUCCCCGCAGACGCACGGCAGCUCCGUUGAGCCAUCGUCGUAG